Molecule: messenger RNA, 1053 nt
Organism: Stylonychia lemnae
Lineage: Eukaryota; Ciliophora; Spirotrichea; Sporadotrichida; Oxytrichidae
Source: the annotation of a GenBank genome assembly
AUGAGAUAUUUUUUAUUCAAAGGAUUACCAAACAUCCUUAGGUCAGUAGGAGCUAAGAUAUGCGGUCAAAGAUUUGUUGAUAGAGUUGAGCGCAUGAUAACUUGGAUAUGUUUUUCCACUAAUCCACUAAUCUAGAUUUUAUACUGCUUCUUGGCUGGAGGAGGAUUCUAUAUUUACGUGAAAAUAGGAUUCAACAGAUUUAUUCCUGGUCCCUAUGUCGAUAACUAUCAUAAGACUACUGGAACAAUAAUCAUGAUAAUUUGCUAUAUUUCCUUCAUCUUUGCUAGUUGGACCAAUCCAGGGGUGAUUAAGAAGACUAAUGUCAAAGAUGCAAUCAGAAGAUUUGAUUAUGAUGGAAUAUUAUUCAAGAAAGGUGAAGAAUGCAGGACUUGUAAGAUACCAAAGCCUGCAAGAUCAAAGCAUUGCAGUAUGUGCAAUGUUUGCGUUCAGAAAUUUGAUCAUCAUUGUAUUUGGUUAAACAGAUGUGUUGGCUAUUACAACUACAGAUAUUUUUUGAUAUUUAUCUUUAGUCAUGCGGUUAUUUGUACUUAUGGUGCAGUAAUAGGAUGUCUAAUAUUUUAUGGUAUUAUUGAGGAAUAGAAUCUAUUUAAAGCUUAAUUUAAAAAUUUGAAAACUGGAGAGAGUAUAUCGCCAAGUCUCUAUAUCGUUUGCAGAUGGCUAUUUGACUAAGAGACUCCAUUUGCUUUUGUUACUAUUUUAUGCAUCGUAAUGAGUUUUAUGCUUACUUUGUUUUUCUUGUAUCAUUUAUACAUGGCCACAUCAGGCACUACAACUAAUGAAAGAUCUAAAAGGUCUGAUUUUUCUUACUAUUUUGAGACUAAAGUUGAAUAUCUUGAGGAAUGGAAAGCAAACUUUGAGAAAUUCGAAGUUAAGGAUGUUGAUAAAAAGAAAUUUGCUUUAGAUGAGAAAUGGACGAAAUAAUAAAUUGAUUAAUAGAUAAAGUAAUGUAAUGAGAAAGUAGAAGGUCUUUCCAAGAAUUUCUACGAAAAGGAUAAAUGGGUGGCUCUAAGGGAGAUAUUCUAUCCUAAUUGA